Cottoperca gobio is the source of this 2381-nucleotide messenger RNA. RefSeq names its product ALG6 alpha-1,3-glucosyltransferase (gene alg6). The transcript has 14 exons. NCBI's taxonomy places the organism in Eukaryota, Metazoa, Chordata, Actinopteri, Perciformes, Bovichtidae. The record is from RefSeq and is a predicted model, not a curated record. Gene Ontology annotation, biological process: protein N-linked glycosylation; dolichol-linked oligosaccharide biosynthetic process. Gene Ontology annotation, molecular function: dolichyl pyrophosphate Man9GlcNAc2 alpha-1,3-glucosyltransferase activity. Bases 102 to 1619 code for a protein of 505 amino acids. Gene Ontology annotation, cellular component: endoplasmic reticulum membrane.
CUUGAUGGAUGACGUAUACAGGAAAUAUAGACAGAUUUUGAAGCAGACACAUUUUUGAGCUUUUAUUUCUCCUCUUUAAGCUAUUUUUACAAGUCGAAGUUAUGCAAACGUGGAGUCUCGUAUCACUUUGUGUGUUGCUCGGUGUUACUGUGAGAUGGGGCGUUUCGUUAAAUUCAUAUUCAGGGGCGGAGAAACCUCCCAUGUUUGGCGACUAUGAAGCUCAAAGGCACUGGCAAGAAGUGACCUACAACCUCCCUCUCAAAGAUUGGUACUUUAACACCACCGAGAAUGACUUGAACUACUGGGGUCUUGACUACCCUCCUCUGACUGCCUACCACAGCCUGAUCUGUGCUUUUGUAGCCAAGAAGAUAAACCCUGAAUGGGUGGAGCUCCACAAAUCCAGAGGUUAUGAAAGUGAAGCGCACAAGUUAUUUAUGAGAGCUACAGUCCUGGUGGCAGAUUUGCUGAUAUACAUUCCUGCUGUGGUUUUAUACUGUCUAUACCUGACUGAUGGAUCCUCUAAAAAAAAGGUUUCCACUGUGUUCUGCUUCCUUCUAUACCCAGGCCUAAUUCUUGUUGACUAUGGGCAUUUCCAGUACAAUGGAGUGAGUUUGGGCUUUGCCCUGUGGGGGGUUCUGGCUCUGGGUCUCGGCUGCGAUGCUUUGGGCUCCGUGGCCUUUUGCCUGGCUCUCAACUACAAACAGAUGGAGCUGUACCACGCUCUGCCCUUCUUCUGCUACCUGCUGGGGAAGAGUGUCAAACUGGGCCUGAUGGGGCGAGGGCUUUUCCUGUUGGUGAGAAUUGCUUCCACGGUGUUGGUGAUUUUUGCCCUCUGCUGGCUGCCCUUCCUGUCUGACCCCGGUCACGCCAUGCAGGUGGUCAGGAGGAUCUUUCCCGUGGCUCGUGGUCUGUUUGAGGAUAAGGUGGCCAACACAUGGUGCAGCUUGAACACCCUGAUAAAGAUCAGAUCCAUUCUGUCCAGUGACUCCCAGAUGUACCUCAGUUUUGCCUGCACUCUUCUGGCAGUCCUACCUUCCUGCAUCAGACUUCUGACAAAGCCCACCUUCUGGCAGUUUAAACUGGCUUUGGCUAAUUCCUCUCUGGCGUUUUUCCUCUUCUCCUAUCAAGUCCACGAAAAGUCCAUCCUCUUGGCUGCCUUGCCUGUCUGCGUCCUGCUGAAUGACCUGCCCUUGAUGGCUAUUUGGUUCCUCCAGGCCUCUACAUUCAGCAUGCUGCCUCUGUUUUUGAAGGACGGUCUGCUGGUGCCCUAUGUUGUGACUUCGCUGGGCUUCCUCUUCUUCAGCAUCUAUCUACUGUCUGCACUGGAGCACUGUUCAGAGGAAGAGCUGAGACUGGGAGCCUACCACAAGCUGUUAUUCUACCUACCCAAACUGGACCUGGCCUGGAUUGUAAAAUGGAAGUUCUACAUCAGCAUCGCAGUGAUGGCUGGUCUGAGCGUCGUGACUGUAGCGUUGGAGCCUCCACCACAUCUACCCGACUUGUUUCCUGUGUUGGUGUCUACUGCUGCUUUCCUGCACUUCUUUGGAACGUUUAUAUAUUUCAACAUUGUCCAGUUCAGCGAGCCACCGAUCAGAAAGAGCCAAAAGAAAACCAACUGAACGGUGCCAAAGGCAGUGAUAUAUAUACGGCAUAAUAUUUGUUUUAGCUAAUUGGUGUUUAAUGCUUCAAUGGAGCCAUUGUAACACCAUGGGGCAUGUUAAUGUGCCAUCUUGUCCCCUGUGUAAAUAGCUGUAGAACUGCAACGAUUAUUCGGUCAAACAAAACUUUAAAAAAGUCAUUAUACUACAAACUCAGAGGAGCUGUGACAUCAAGUGAAAGGAGAGGGUUGUUAUACUUUUCCAGUUUGGACCAAAUAAAUUCACUAAUCAGUCCCCCCUCUGUUACCAAAACCCAUUUUCUUUAAUUAUCUUUUCUUGGACCACUGAUCCUUAAACUACACUAUUGCUGGCUAAUCACAAAAGUACAAAUAGACGAGCAGCGCACAGCCUACACAUUUGACUUUACAUAGCUCUGUGCCACAAUAAUAGGAACACCUAUUGUAAUGUUCAGUUAGUGUUAAGACCAGGGAGAGGUGUUGGUUUAAUGUUGUGGUAACUCUUAAAGCCAUAAUUGGUGGUGGUGCUAGACUUAAUGAUAUUGUAAGGUGUCCCUAUUAUUGUGUCCACCCUCAGUACCUCCUUUGGGUAUUGUGAUUCAAACACAUACCUGAGGAGACUGGACUCUAGCAGUAACUGUUAAACAUUAUUCAUGUGAACUUUUUACGGUUUUCUACUGUAUAUUUUCAUCCACCACUGAAGAUCUUUUUGUACAAACUUCGUUUUUGUGAAAAUAAAUAAAGUUUCUCAAUGACCUAAAGUGAA